AUGGAAACCCAACAAUUAUCUCAAGAUUCAAACAAUCAUCACGGUUGCGCCUGUGCUUCCGUCACUUCUAGGGGAGUCCAAGAUCCGCUAGUCGCUCCAGCUUUUCAACUUCAAGAAUCUGAUGAGGAUUCCAAUAAGGUUAAAUCUCAAUCAACAACAACACCUGGUUCGUCAGCUGUUCCAGAUAACCAUCCUCGUGCCUUCCCUCAACCUGCUUCGCACUCGCAGCGUUCCAUGACGACCCCAAGCCAAACUACCACUUUUGGUCGGACAUUUUACGGACACCCAUCUACUAUGCCGUAUUCACCCUAUCAAAUGUCGCCGAUGUAUUUUCCAUCAGGAACACAAGCGCUGUUCUUACAGUAUCCACCAUCUUUUGGAUCGCCUUUGAACGCUCCAUCACCUGAGUCUGACACAACAUUGACUUAUAAUCCCGUCAGACCACCACCGAUUUUAACCUCAGCAAAAGAUUUCCUAAAUUGGGUUAGGUUUUACAUCAAAUUUUUACAAAAUUCCAAUCUCGGUGACAUUCUUCCGAGUGCAACUGAAAAAGCCGUACGUCAGAUGACAAAUGAAGAACACGCUUUCUUAUACAACACUUUCCGGGUGUUUGCUCCACUUCAAUUCUUACCUAUUUGGGUAAAACAAAUCUUAUACAAUGACUACACAGAUAUCAUGAAGAUACUUUCCAAAAGUAUGGAGAGAAUGCAGUUCGAUACUCAAGAAGUUACUGACCUCGUGGCACUUACCACUCUGAAAUACAACGGAAGUACACCUGUAGAUACAUUUGAAACUACAGUAACCAAUAUCAUCGAACGGCUAAACAAUAGCGGUAUUAAUAUCAAUGACAAAGUAGCUUGCCAACUGAUCUUGAAAGGUCUUUCCGGUGAAUAUAAAUAUGUACGUUCCACGAGUCAUUGCCGUAAAAACAGGACAGUCUCUGACUUAUUUUCAGACAUUCACGCCGUUUAUGACAAUCAACAAUACUCGAAGCAAAGUGAGCUUACUUACACGAAGAAUCGUAGUCAUUGCAAGAAUGCUUCUCGUUCUACCUCAACUACGCCCAACACCAACGUCGUAACUCGUAGUUCUCGAACAACUAAUACCUCUAAAUCUAGGAAAACCAAGGCACGCAAUUCUGCUAGAUCCAGAAGUGAUCCCAGCGCGAAUGACGUCUCCGCUGAUGUACCAUCCGUUCAAAUAAUUCACCUGAACAAUACGAUCGGCAUUAAAUUAAGGCCCGCUGAACCUGAAAUGAACCACAAUGAUCCUUCGAAUGAUGAAUUACCGGAUCACUUCCUAAUUGAUUCGGUGGCAUCACAAACAGUUACCAGAAAUGACAGUACUAUCAAAGAGCACACACAAACAUCCUUAUCCUUUGAUUCAUCGAAUGUUUGGCCACGCAAAUGCUCGAAUCACUCCCGAAUUUUUUAA
Saccharomyces kudriavzevii IFO 1802 is the source of this 1434-nucleotide messenger RNA. RefSeq lists its product as uncharacterized. Lineage: Eukaryota; Fungi; Ascomycota; Saccharomycetes; Saccharomycetales; Saccharomycetaceae. The record is from RefSeq and is a predicted model, not a curated record. Bases 1 to 1434 code for a protein of 477 amino acids. Gene Ontology annotation, molecular function: RNA binding. Gene Ontology annotation, cellular component: cytoplasm. The transcript has a single exon.